CUGUGAUAACACCGAACACGUAAAAAGAUUGCUUUUAGUUUAUCAUUUUUUAUUGUUUUCUUAUCACAGACAACUGUCAUUACAGCAAAAUAGUCCAUGUCAUAUACUGAAGAAAUGUAAACAUUUUUUUAAAUAUAUUAAUGAUUAUUUAGACUAAAAAAUGAGAAGGGCUCACGGAGGAAAUUAUUAUGAUCCAUUGCCCUCAACCAGUACACAUGACAGUGACUUUAUAGAAAAAGAAAAUGAUGACUUGACAGAACAGCUAAAAAAUAAAGUAAACACACUUAAAUCCCUAUCGAUUGACAUAGGUGCUGAAGUUAAAUAUCAAGAUCGGUUACUCAGAGAUAUGGAUCAUGAUUUUGAAACUACUGGAAGUUUUCUAAGCAAUACACUAGGGCGUGUUACCAGACUAGGAAGAAAUAGUGGUGGAUAUAACAUAUGUUAUCUUUUACUUUUUACUAUUGUUGUUUUCUUUAUUCUUUAUAUAUAUAUUAAAUUAAGAUAAUAAUUCUAUUAAAUGUAUAAUUAAUUAAUAUUAAUCAAUAUUGUAUCUUUUUAUAUGAUCCAAGAAAAUAUUAGUAGGAAAUAUUUUUUUAAUGUUUAUUAUAAAUUGUUACAUAUAAAAACACAUAUUUAUUAGUAAAUUCAAAUAUUUAAUA
Messenger RNA from Daktulosphaira vitifoliae (grape phylloxera), 659 nucleotides. RefSeq names its product BET1 homolog (gene Bet1). The transcript is spliced from 2 exons. The record is from RefSeq and is a predicted model, not a curated record. Gene Ontology annotation, biological process: vesicle fusion with Golgi apparatus; endoplasmic reticulum to Golgi vesicle-mediated transport. Lineage: Eukaryota; Metazoa; Arthropoda; Insecta; Hemiptera; Phylloxeridae. Gene Ontology annotation, molecular function: SNAP receptor activity. Gene Ontology annotation, cellular component: Golgi trans cisterna; SNARE complex. Bases 161 to 505 code for a protein of 114 amino acids.